This is a messenger RNA of Erigeron canadensis, 2177 nucleotides long. Its product is annotated as polygalacturonase 1 beta-like protein 3. NCBI's taxonomy places the organism in Eukaryota, Viridiplantae, Streptophyta, Magnoliopsida, Asterales, Asteraceae. Bases 26 to 1930 code for a protein of 634 amino acids. The transcript is spliced from 2 exons. The record is from RefSeq and is a predicted model, not a curated record.
CUUCACACUUUUUUUUUUUAAAAAAAUGCACAAAUUUAACAUCUUAUUAUCAUUCAUUCUCAUCUUCUUCUUUUUCUCUUCAUCAUCUUCAUCCAUCAAUGUUGUUGCGGAAUCAGAAGAUGACCCAUUUACCCCAAAGGCAUAUAUAAUCAGAUACUGGAAAAAACAGAUCUCAAAUGACUUACCAAAACCCACAUUCUUAAUUGAAAAAUCAUCCCCCUUAACCGCCAUCCAAACGGCGUCGUUUUCGAAACUCGCCGGCGACCAAACCUCUCUUUCCGCCAACCUUCCGUCGUUUUGCUCCGCCGCUAAUCUGCUCUGUUUUCCAGAUGUCGCCCCCAGCCUUGAAAAACAUUCCGGCGAUGUCAACUUCAAAUUGUAUUCGGAUAAGAAUUUCACCAACUACGGGUCGGGUCGGCUCGGUGGGUCCGACUCGUUUAAGAACUACUCCGAUGAUGGUAAUGCAGCACUUAAUUCAUUCAGACGAUACUCACGUGACUCUGUGGGCCACGAUGAUAAGUUUACCGCUUACGCACGUGACACUAACGUCCCUGACGAGAGCUUUAACGGUUACGGAACGAAAGCUACCGGCGGUAACGGCGACUUUAACGGAUAUGCUGACAACGUUAAUGUUCCCAACAUGAGGUUUACUUCAUAUUCGGAUGACGUCAACGGACGUCAUCAGACUUUCAAAGGCUACUCCGUUAACGCUAACGCUGGGGAUCAAUCUUUUACCAGUUACGGUAAAAAAGGUAAUGGUGCGGUAAAUGUGUUUAAAUCGUACGGUAAUAAUUCCAAUGUUAUCGGUUCCGGAUUUUCCGGAUACGGUGAAAACGGUAACGGCGCUAACGAUAGUUUUACUUCUUACGGAGAUAACGGUAACGUUCCUGAGAAUAACUUCAGGAGUUACGGCGUUAACGGUAACGCCGCUGUUGAUACAUUUUCAAGUUAUCGUGAUCAGUCAAAUGUGGGUGACGAUAAUUUCAAAUCUUACGCGAGAAAUUCAAAUGGGGCGGAACAGAAUUUUGUUAACUAUGGGAAUUCGUUUAAUGAAGGGACGGAUAAGUUUUCCAGCUACGGCGGCGGUACGACGAUGAAUCAGAAAUUUGGGUUUAAGGGUUAUGGGGUAAAUAACACGUUUAAGGAUUAUGCCGAUAAGAAUCGGGCUUCUUUUUCCACGUAUGCAACACCGGCGGCGGCGGCGGAUAAAUUGGCGGCGGAGAAAUUGAAAAUUCAGGCCAGGGGUAAAAAUGUAAAUAAGUGGAUAGAACCGGGUAAGUUUUUUAGAGAGAGAAAUAUGAAGACAGGGACUAUAAUGGACAUGCCGGAUAUUAAAGAUAAGAUGCCUAAAAGGUCAUUUUUACCGAGGGUAAUUCUAUCAAAGUUACCGUUUUCUUCGUCCAAAGUUACGGAGUUAAAAAAGAUAUUUCACGCGGAAGAUGAAUCCAGCAUGGCAACUUUGAUAACUGAGUCAUUGAACGAGUGUGAAAGGAAACCGAGUCAAGGUGAGUCCAAAAGGUGUGUUGGAUCGGUAGAAGACAUGAUUGAUUUCGCUACAAGUAUUCUGGGAAGAGAUGUUGUGGUUCGGACAACGGAGAACACAAAUGGUUCUGGUCAAAAGGUUAAAGUCGGAGAGGUAAGAAAAAUUAACGGUGGUAAAAUCACAAAGUCAGUUUCUUGUCAUCAAAGUUUAUUUCCUUACUUGCUUUAUUAUUGUCACUCCGUUCCGAAGGUUCGGGUUUACGAAGCGGAUUUACUUGACCCAAACUCGGGGUCAAAGAUUAACCAUGGGGUCGCGAUUUGUCAUAUUGACACGUCGGCUUGGAGUAAGACCCAUGGGGCUUUUCUUUCACUUGGGUCGGAGCCCGGUAAGAUUGAAGUUUGUCAUUGGAUCUUUGAGAAUGAUAUGACCUGGGCUGUUGCUGAUUAAGAAAGAGUAUGUUGGUUCGGGUGGAAACCGGUUCGGACAGUGUCGGGUGCAAAAGUGAACCACUUGUUCGAAUAAUAGAGAGUUUCGAAUUUCGAUUCUAUUUGCUUACAUGAUUUUAAGAUAAGAUUAUUUUUUUGUGUUUUAAAUAUUUGUAAUGAUCGACUUGUUGGUUUUCUUAAGAAAAUAAGAAAACGAUAAUCAAAAUGAUUAAACCAUGUCUUAUAUAUAUUUUAUAUGGUUUUUUGUA